This is a messenger RNA of Erinaceus europaeus (western European hedgehog), 1801 nucleotides long. It is a transcript of the gene PLCXD1, whose product is annotated as phosphatidylinositol specific phospholipase C X domain containing 1. The transcript is spliced from 8 exons. Gene Ontology annotation, molecular function: phosphoric diester hydrolase activity. The coding region runs from base 39 to 1247 and encodes 402 amino acids. Lineage: Eukaryota; Metazoa; Chordata; Mammalia; Eulipotyphla; Erinaceidae. Gene Ontology annotation, biological process: lipid metabolic process. The record is from RefSeq and is a predicted model, not a curated record.
AAGGGAACACGCCCCUGGCACAUGCUAAGACAUGUCACAUGUCAGCUUAUGCCAGGUGCAACCACUACAGUCCUGAGUCACACGCGUGUGCACACCUCACAGGAGCCAGCAGAGGUGGGGAGCCGGUGGCCUUGGUGGAGGGCACAGAGGGUCCCAGAAGGCUGAUGCAACAGGAGCAGGUCAGCCGUGUGGACAGAGGGCAGACGGAGGGCAGGGUGGCCAGGGGUCAGGCUGCUGUCUCCACACAGGCCCCAGCUGGGUCUGGCCCCCCCACAAUGGGUGGGCAGCUGAGCUCUGUGGGUAGCGUCUACACCCGGCCUGAUGACUCGAGCCUCGAAGACUGGAUGUCAGCUCUGUAUCCUGAGCUCUGGGACCUGCCCCUCCACCAUCUGUCCAUCCCAGGCAACCAUGACACAAUGACCUACUGCCUGAACCGGAAGUCGCCCGUCGCCCCUGACCAGUCCUGGCUGCUGCGGCUCCUGACCAAGCUGCUGCCCUGUGUCACCCGCCCUGUAGUGCUCAAGUGGGCCAUCACCCAGGACCUGGACGUCACAGCGCAGCUGUCCGCAGGGGUGCGGUACCUGGACCUGCGCGUCGCCCACAUGCGGGACGGGACCGACAGGAACCUGCACUUCCUGCACGUGGUGUACACCACCGCCCUCGUGGAGGACACGCUGACAGAGAUCGCAGAGUGGCUGGAGCAGCACCCCAGGGAGGUGGUCAUCUUGGCCUGCAGGAACUUCCAGGGCCUGAGCCAGACUCUGCACGAGUACCUGGUCACCUGCAUCCGCAACAUCUUUGGGGACAUGCUGUGUCCUCGGGGGGAGGUCCCCUCGCUGAGGCAGCUGUGGGCACGGGGCCAGCAGGUGCUGCUGUCUUACGAGGAUGAGGAGACGGUGAGCCGGCACCCCGAGCUCUGGCCGGGGAUCCCCUAUUGGUGGGGCGACAAGGUGAAGCCCCAAGACCUGGUGUGCUACCUGGAGCGGAUGAAGAGCUGCGGGCGCCCAGGGGGACUGUUUGUGGCGGGCACCAACCUGACAGAGACGCUGGAGUACGUGCUGGCCCACCCGGGCCAGUCUCUGCGGUCAGUGACACUGCCCGGCCUGCCCUUCCUGGGCGCCUGGGUGAGGGCGCAGUGCCCGGGGCCAGCCUCCCGCUGCACCAACAUCAUCGCCGGGGACUUCAUCGGGGCCACCAGCUUCGUCAGCGACGUGGUCGGGCUCAACCGUAAGCUGCUGCAGUGCUGACCCCGCACCCGCCCCACGUCUGGGGAGCUGAGCACACCCACCCCCAUCCCGAGAGAGAGACGUGUGUGCACCUGUGCUCUCGGCAGCAUGAUUUAGAACAGCCUGAACCUGGAAGCCAGCCAGGUGCCCAACAACAGACGAGUGGCUGAGCAAGUUGUGGUCUGUAUACACCAUGGAAUACUACUCAGCAGUGAAGAAGGAUGAAGUCGCCUUCUUCACCUCAUGUGGGAUAGAGCUGGAAGGAACCAUGUGAAGUGAGAGCAGCCAGAAAGAGAAGGAUGAAGAUGGGGUGAUCUCACUCACAGACAGAAGGGGAGACAUCAGAACAGAAGGGGAAACACCAAGCAGAACUUGCACUGGGUCUGGUGUCUUGCACCAAAGUAAAGGACUCUGGGGUGAGGGGGGCUUUCAGGUCCUGGGCCCUGAUGGUGGAGGAGGAGCUAGGCUGGAAAGGGGAGUGUUUUGCAGAAAACUGAGAAAUUUUAUACACAUUCGAACAACUGUAUUUACUAUAAACCAUUAAUCUACUCAAAAAUAAAAAAUCCUGAGUCUUG